CAUGCAUAUUUACAAUAAUUCGACCGCCUUCGUACACGACUGCUCUCAAUUCUUUGAAUUUCCGUCUAGCCCUUGAUUACGCGAUCAAUCAUCAAUAAUUGCGUGACGUGACGUCGUCAUCGCAACACUUGAAACGCUCGAAACAAAAACUGUAGCACAGUCAAAGUCAGUCAGUUAUCAUUCGCCUAGUCAUGCGUUCGUUAGAUUCCUCGCUGUAAUCGUAGCGCUUGUCUGUCUCGGCAAGGUAUUUGCCGACGACGAUGGCGAUGUCUACACAAUUAGGUACAAUGUCGACAACUUCGACGAGGAAAUCGGCAAGCAGAAUCACUUCGUCAUGUUUUAUGCGCCUUGGUGUGGACAUUGUAAACGCCUGCAUCCCACAUGGGAAGAGCUCGCUGAGAUGCUCAACCAAGAAGAAAGCAACGUAAAAAUCGCAAAAGUGGACUGCACCACCGAUGGUGACGUCUGCAACGCACAGGACGUCACUGGUUACCCCACACUGAAGUUCUUCAAACUCGGCAGCGAGGAAGGCAUCAAAUUCAGAGGCACUAGAGACCUGCCGUCGCUUACUACGUUUAUCACUGAACAAGUCAGUCUAACACUCGACGGCGAGCAAGAAGCGAAAAUUCCCGUGGAAGCCGGCCUCACCGAGCUGACCGAAGAUACAUUCGAGCAGCACGUCGCCAGUGGCAAACAUUUUGUCAAGUUUUACGCACCAUGGUGCGGGCAUUGCCAGAGAUUAGCGCCAGUGUGGGAUGAACUCGGUAAGAAUCUUGGAAGUAUUGACAAUGUGCGCAUUUCUAAAAUCGACUGCACACAACAUAAGAAUGUAUGCAACCAAUUUGACAUCAAGGGAUACCCGACGUUGUUAUGGAUUGAAGAUGGCCGCAAAAUUGAAAAAUAUCAAGGACAACGCGCUCUUGAUGAUCUCGUUAGUUACGCGUCGAAA
This is a messenger RNA of Dalotia coriaria, 949 nucleotides long. It is a transcript of the gene prtp, whose product is annotated as thioredoxin domain-containing protein pretaporter. The transcript is spliced from 5 exons. Gene Ontology annotation, biological process: protein folding. NCBI's taxonomy places the organism in Eukaryota, Metazoa, Arthropoda, Insecta, Coleoptera, Staphylinidae. The record is from RefSeq and is a predicted model, not a curated record. Gene Ontology annotation, cellular component: endoplasmic reticulum. Gene Ontology annotation, molecular function: protein disulfide isomerase activity. The annotation marks the transcript as partial.